Enhydra lutris kenyoni (northern sea otter) is the source of this 1644-nucleotide messenger RNA. It is a transcript of the gene GPBAR1, whose product is annotated as G protein-coupled bile acid receptor 1. The transcript has a single exon. Lineage: Eukaryota; Metazoa; Chordata; Mammalia; Carnivora; Mustelidae. Gene Ontology annotation, biological process: G protein-coupled receptor signaling pathway. Gene Ontology annotation, cellular component: membrane. Gene Ontology annotation, molecular function: G protein-coupled bile acid receptor activity. The coding region runs from base 513 to 1505 and encodes 330 amino acids. The record is from RefSeq and is a predicted model, not a curated record.
GCUCUCAACUGAUCUAUGGCCAGAAGCCACGACACACCAGCCAGACCCUGUUCUCCCUUUUGGCCAGCGUGGGGCCUUGCCUUGUGGAGGCGGGGAUGGACAAAAUGCUCUGGGGCUUUGGGGCUGGGUGGGUCCACCCUUUAGUCUAAACGGAGGCCUUAAAACGGCUGCCCAGAGAGGGUGGGACAGGUAAUAGCACUGGCCAACACGGGUAGAGCCUGGGGAGUUGGGGGAAUACAGCUGCCCCUCAGCUCCAGCCCAUGGCCAGCACGCCGGGCAUACUUGUUGCUAGAGGGGACUUCUUAAGAGAAGCCCAGAAUAUGAAUUUUUAUGUAAAUUUCAAUAGGCAGUUAUUUGGGGGGAAAAAUUGUUCUCAGCAAACAAGAUAAGGCCCGCAGCCUGCUGCUGUGUGCCCUCUGGACGACUGCCCAGCGCCCCCUAAUUCUGGCUGCCCAUCUCUCAUUCAGGCACGCUGGCUGCUGCUCCAGGCCUCCCCUGUCCCCAGGCCAAAGAUGACCGCCAACAGCACCAGGGAGGCACCCAGCCCGGUUCCCAUGGGGGCCCUGGGGCUCUCCCUGGCCCUGGCCAUCCUCAUCAUCGCCGCCAACCUGCUCCUGGCCUUGGGCAUCGCCAGGGACCGGCACCUGCGCCGCCCGCCCACUGGCUGCUUCUUCCUGAGCCUGCUGCUGGCCGGGCUGCUCACGGGGCUGGCGCUGCCCGUGCUGCCCGGCCUCUGGAGCCAGAGCCGCCGAGGCUACUGGUCCUGCCUCUUCCUCUAUCUGGCGCCCAACUUCUCCUUCCUGUCCCUGCUCGCCAACCUCCUGCUGGUGCACAGCGAGCGCUACAUGGCAGUGCAGCAGCCCCUGCGGCCCCGCGGGAGCACAUGGCUGGCCCUGCUCCUCACCUGGGCCGGGCCCCUGCUCUUUGCCAGCCUGCCAGCCCUGGGGUGGAACCAUUGGGCCCCCGGCACCAACUGCAGCUCCCAGGCUGUCUUCCCGGCCCCCUACCUCUACCUUGAAGUCUACGGGCUCCUGCUGCCUGCCGUGGGGGCCGCCGCCCUGCUCUCUGCCCGUGUGCUGGCCAUGGCUCACCGCCAGCUGCAGGACAUCCGGCGGCUAGAGCGGGCAGUGUGCCGUGGCGCGCCAUCGGCCCUGGCCCGGGCCCUCACCUGGAGGCAGGCAAGGGCACAGGCCGGGGCCACGCUGCUCUUCGGGCUGUGCUGGGGGCCCUAUGUGGCCACCCUGCUCCUCUCAGUCCUGGCCUUCGAGCAGCGCCCGCCACUGGGGCCAGGAACUCUGUUGUCCCUCAUCUCACUGGGUAGCGCCAGCGCAGCAGCCGUGCCCGUGGCCAUGGGGCUGGGGGAUCAGCGCUACACAGCCCCCUGGAGGACGGCCGCCCGCAGGUGCCUGCGCAUGCUGCCCAGAAGGGCCCCCCACACUGGGCCUGGCCCCCGCACAGCCUACCGUACCAGUAGCCAAAGCAGCGUGAACCUUGACUUGAACUAGGGGAAGGGCCUCUGCUGGCUCCUGCUCGAAGCAUCUGUCCAUCUCCGCCACCAAGGCAGUCUCCUCUUGUCUCCCCGGCCCUGCAUCAGAGGCCCUGCCCUUAUCUGACCCCACCCUAACCUAAUAAACUCUGGCCAAG